AUGGUUCGGGAAAAGGAGCGAUAUCUCCUCCAUCCCGCCAUCAUCGUCCAUUACGACAUCACCCCUUCCAAGCAGGCCAGCCUCCCCCGCUACCUUUACCACCAAGCCACCUUCAGACCAACCCCAGUUCACAGCGUCAACCUCGCCGGCCAAACUGCCAUCGUAACAGGAGCGAACUCGGGCAUCGGCUUCGAAGUCAGCCGGCAGUUUCUCGACCUUGGUCUGACCAGGCUGAUCCUUGCCGUUCGAGACGAAGCCAAAGGCGCCGCUGCUGUACAAAAGCUUGCUCUCAAGCCUGAUGGAAUCAAACGUGAAUCUGCCGCCACUGUCGAAGUCUGGAAGCUCGACUCUUUCGAUUAUGGCUCUGUUCUGUCGUUUGCAAAGCGAGCAAAGAGACGCUGGAGAGACUCGACAUCAUUAUGCUGA
Molecule: messenger RNA, 426 nt
Organism: Podospora bellae-mahoneyi
Lineage: Eukaryota; Fungi; Ascomycota; Sordariomycetes; Sordariales; Podosporaceae
Exons: 2
Coding region: 1-426 (141 amino acids)
Source: RefSeq, a predicted model, not a curated record